This is a messenger RNA of Marmota flaviventris (yellow-bellied marmot), 2475 nucleotides long. RefSeq names its product cytochrome p450 oxidoreductase (gene Por). Gene Ontology annotation, cellular component: cytosol. Gene Ontology annotation, molecular function: NADPH-hemoprotein reductase activity; FMN binding; flavin adenine dinucleotide binding. Gene Ontology annotation, biological process: response to hormone. Lineage: Eukaryota; Metazoa; Chordata; Mammalia; Rodentia; Sciuridae. The record is from RefSeq and is a predicted model, not a curated record.
UGAGGCUGGCUUUGAACUUGGAGUCCUCCUGCCUCAGCUGGAGGGGUCACAGGCGUGCACCACCACACCCAGCAAGAGCUCAUAAUUGAGAGAAGGACCCUGGGAGUUUUGUGAUCAACAUGGGGGACUCCGCUGACACCGUCACCGCUGCGCCUGAGGCUGUGGCCGCAGAAGUGUCUCUCUUCAGUGUGACGGACAUGAUUCUGUUUUCUCUCAUCGUGGGUCUGCUUACCUACUGGUUCCUCUUCAGAAAGAAAAAGGAAGAAGUCCCCGAGUUCAACAAAAUUUCAACAACGACCACAUCCGUCAAGGAGAGCGGCUUCGUGGAGAAGAUGAAGAAAACGGGGCGGAACAUCAUCGUGUUCUACGGCUCCCAGACGGGGACGGCCGAGGAGUUUGCCAACCGCUUAUCCAAGGACGCCCACCGCUAUGGGAUGCGGGGCAUGGCCGCAGACCCCGAGGAGUAUGACCUGGCCGACCUGAGCAGUCUGCCGGAGAUCCACAACUCCCUGGUGGUUUUCUGCAUGGCCACCUAUGGCGAGGGGGACCCCACUGACAACGCCCAGGACUUCUAUGACUGGCUGCAGGAGGCAGAUGUGGACCUCUCUGGUGUCAAGUACGCGGUGUUUGGCCUUGGAAACAAGACCUAUGAGCACUUCAACGCCAUGGGCAAAUACGUCGACCAGCGGCUGGAGCAGCUCGGAGCCCAGCGCAUCUUUGAGCUGGGCCUUGGCGAUGACGACGGGAACCUGGAGGAGGACUUUAUCACGUGGCGGGAACAGUUCUGGCCGGCCGUGUGCGAGUUCUUUGGGGUGGAAGCCACUGGCGAGGAGUCCAGCAUCCGCCAGUAUGAGCUCGUGGUCCACACGGACAUGGACACAGCCAAGGUGUACGUGGGUGAGAUGGGCCGUCUGAAGAGCUAUGAGAACCAGAAGCCCCCCUUUGAUGCCAAGAACCCAUUCUUGGCUGCUGUCACCACCAACCGGAAACUGAAUCAGGGCACUGAGCGACACCUCAUGCACCUGGAAUUGGACAUUUCCGACUCCAAAAUCAGGUAUGAAUCUGGGGACCACGUGGCUGUUUACCCAGCCAACGACUGCACUCUUGUCAACCAGCUUGGGGAGAUCCUGGGUGCAGACCUGGAUGUUGUCAUGUCCUUGAACAACCUUGAUGAGGAGUCCAACAAAAAGCACCCCUUCCCCUGCCCCACCUCCUACCGCACGGCCCUCACCUACUACCUGGACAUCACCAACCCUCCACGCACCAACGUGCUGUAUGAGCUGGCACAGUAUGCCUCGGAGCCCACCGAGCAGGAGCAGCUACGCAAGAUGGCCUCCUCCUCAGGCGAGGGCAAGGAGCUGUACCUGAGCUGGGUGGUAGAGGCCCGGAGGCACAUCCUGGCCAUCCUGCAAGACUACCCGUCCCUGCGGCCCCCCAUCGACCACCUGUGUGAGCUGCUGCCUCGGCUCCAGGCCCGCUACUAUUCCAUUGCCUCGUCCUCCAAGGUCCACCCCAAUUCUGUGCACAUCUGUGCUGUGGCUGUGGAGUAUGAGACCAAGUCUGGCCGUGUCAACAAAGGUGUGGCCACCAGCUGGCUGCGGGCCAAAGAGCCUGCUGCGGAGAAUGGCCGCCGGGCCCUGGUGCCCAUGUUCGUGCGCAAGUCCCAGUUCCGCCUGCCCUUCAAGCCCACCACGCCUGUCAUCAUGGUGGGCCCUGGCACUGGGGUUGCCCCCUUCAUCGGCUUCAUCCAGGAGCGGGCCUGGCUGCGGCAGCAGGGCAAGGAGGUGGGGGAGACACUGCUCUACUAUGGCUGCCGCCGGGCGGAUGAGGACUACCUGUACCGCGAGGAGCUGGCCCAGUUCCACAAGGACGGCGCCCUCACCCAGCUCAACGUCGCCUUCUCCCGGGAACAGGCCCACAAGAUCUACGUGCAGCACUUGCUGAAGAGGGACGCGGAGCACCUGUGGGAGCUGAUCCACAAUGGGGGCGCCCACAUCUACGUCUGUGGGGACGCUCGGAACAUGGCCAGGGACGUGCAGAACACCUUCUGUGACAUUGUGGCUGAGCUCGGGGCCAUGGAGCAUGCCCAGGCUGUGGACUACAUCAAAAAGCUGAUGACCAAGGGUCGCUACUCCCUGGAUGUGUGGAGCUAGGCGGCCCCUGCCCCUCGCACCCACAGACUGUCCCCAUGAUCACGUUCCUCACUCCCUCUGCCAGCCGCCUGGUGGUCUCUGCCUGGGCUGGCCACUGGAGGCAGGUCCAUGGACAGGGGCAACCCAGGCCAGGCCUGUGAGGUAGCCCAACCCCAGGGCACAUGGCAAGGGGGACGGGGUCCCACACUUGGUGACACCCCAGGCCCUCGGCAGCUGUACAGAAGGGGCCCUUCUCUCAGCUGGUGGCCCCCACAUGAUUUUGAAUGAGUGUAAAUAAUUUUAAAUAACUUCUGGCCCUUGGAAUAAAGUUCUGUUUUCUGUA